AUGGCAAUUGCUGAAGUAAUUGUUGGGGCAUUUGUUACUGUGUUAUUUGAAAAGCUUGCAUCUGAUGACUUGAUCAUGCUUGCUCGAUCAGCAGGUAUCUAUUCUGAACUCAACAAAUGGAACGACAAAUUGUUGCAGAUCCAAGCUGUCCUUGUUGAUGCGAGUCACAAGCACUUAAGACAGGCAUCUGUUCAGUUGUGGCUUAACAAACUCCAGCAUUUGGCUUAUGACAUAGAUGAUGUACUCGAUGACUUGACCACCGAAGCUGCACGGCGGCACAUGAAUGAAGAAUCAUAUGCCAGUACCAGCACUAGUAAGGUAUUGAAGAUUAUUCCAACCAAAUUUCAUGCUUAUAAAUAUGGUCGUAAGAUGGGCUCUAAGCUCUACAAGAUUACAACCAAAUUGCAUGAUCUUGUCGAGGAGAAAAACCUUUUGGGUUUGACUGAUAAUGUUGGAAGGUCAAGUUCAACAGUCAAAAGGUUGGAAGAAACUUCACUAGUUGAUGUACCUAGCAUUGUGGGUCGGGAAGGGGAUAAAGAGCUAUUGCUGGGGAAGUUGUUGGGAAAUGAAUCAUGUAGUCGAAACUUCAGUGUCGUUUCCAUUGUUGGUCUCGGUGGCAUCGGUAAAACCACUCUAACUCAAGUUUUGUACAAUGAUAAGGAAGUGAAGGAUCACUUCGAACUCAAGUCAUGGGUUUGUGUUUCUGAUGAGCUCGAUGUGUUUAGCAUUAGCAUGGCUAUUUUUAUAGAUGUGGGUGGGGUAGACACAAAUUUUAAAACUCUUAAUCAGCUUCAAGUAGCGCUUUCAGAAAAACUCUCCAAGAAAAGGUUCCUACUUGUUCUAGACGAUGUCUGGAAUGAAGACAGCAACCAGUGGGAACUCCUCCAACGCCCUUUUUCUGUAGCGGCACCUGGAAGUAAGAUUAUUGUCACAACAAGAAAGAAGAAGGUUGCAACAGUUGUAGACUCCACUCAGGCUUAUCCUUUAGAGAUUUUGUCAAAUGAGGAAGCUUUAUGUUUGCUUGCUCAAAAUGCCUUGGGUAAAGAGAACUUUGAUUCACAUCCAACAUUUAAAUUGCAUGGUGAAGGUAUUGUGAAUAAAUGUGGAAGACUUCCUUUGGCGUUAAUAACAAUUGGAAGGGUGUUGAGAUCAAAAACAAAUUAUGAAGAAUGGGAAGAAUUGUUGAAUAGUGAAAUUUGGAAUUUACUCAAUGAAGGUAAUAUUCUUCCGGCCCUAAGGCUAAGCUACUAUGAUCUUCCUCCGCAUUUGAAGCAAAUGUUUGCUUAUUGCUGCUUAUUCCCCAAAGAUUACGUAUUUGACAUAGAUGAACUUGUCCUACUUUGGAUGGCAGAAGGGUUCUUGCACGGGUCAAAUUGCAAUAUCUCAAUGGAGAAGUUUGGCCAUCAAUGUUUUAGAGAGCUAGAAUCAAGAUCGUUUUUCCAGCAUUGCUCAAGUGAUAAAUCACGAUACACAAUGCAUGACUUGAUUAGCGAUUUGGCAAUGAAUGUUGCUGGAGAUUUUUUUUAUGCAUUAGGUGAUAAGAUGGGGGAUGACGAUGGAAAGGAAGUUUUGGAGAAGAUCCACCACUUUUCUUUUGUUCGUCAACAAUAUGGAGUAUAUAAAACGUUCAAGGCAUUACAGAGGGCUCGAGGCUUGAGAACAUUCUUACCAAUGUCGGUAAGGAUAGAUAGAUGGCAAAGUUUCUAUUUAUCAAGCAAGGUCCUUUCAGAACUACUUCCCCAACUACAGAUUUUAAGGGUGCUAAGCCUAGCUAAUUAUGGAAUCAAAGUAGUACCAGAGUCCAUUGGCAGUCUCAAACAUUUGCGGUACCUCAACCUUUCUAAGACUGAUAUCACAUGUUUACCGGAACAAGUCGGAAACUUGUGCAAUCUACAGAGCUUGUUGCUUUUUGGUUGUCAUCGGUUAUCUAGCUUGCCACACAGUCUCAUAAAGCUGAUAAACUUGCGACAUCUUGAUAUUAAUUAUACGCCGGAGUUGAAGGAGCUGCCUUUUGGGAUUGGUGAAUUGACUGGUCUACAAACUCUAUCCAAAGUUAUUAUUGGGGAUGCUAAUGGGUUCAAAAUAUCCCAUCUUAAGGACCUACCACAUCUUCAAGGUCGUCUUACCAUUGAAGGACUGCAUAAAGUGACAGAUUUAACCGACGCCAAGGAAGCCAGCUUACAUCAAAAAAAGGGUCUUCAUGAUUUGGAGAUGGACUGGGGUAAUGUCUCUGAUGUUUCUCGGAAUGCAUUUGAAGUGCUUGAAGAACUAAGGCCUUUUGAGAAGCUAAGCAACAUCAAGAUAUCGAACUACACAGGAACAAAGUUUCCUAAUUGGCUUGGGGAUCCCACAUAUGAUUGCUUAACCCAAAUUAUGUUAUCUGGCUGUAGAAGUUGUACAUGCUUACCAACACUUGGACAUCUACCGUCACUUCAAAAACUAUUCGUUGAAAGCAUGAAUGGGUUGAAGAGGGUGGGUUCAGAGUUACUUGGUACUGCAUCUGGUGAUGUAUUUCCGUCACUUAAAGUUUUGGAGUUCAAGAAUAUGGAUGGUUGGGAAGAGUGGUUAACUGUAGAUGGUGAUGGCAAAGAUGGAAUUGCUACAUCAUUUCCUUGUCUUAGUCGGAUUUCUAUUAUAAAUUGUCCGAAAUUAGAUGUAUUAACAAUCGAGCCAAUACAUUCACUUCAGGAUCUACAUGUAGAAAUAUGUUCAGCAAGUGUGUUAAGAAGCAUGAUAGGUGUGUCUUCAAGACUUACUAGAUUGACAGUGAGGGAAGUUAAUGGGCUUACUACUCAACUAGAUGGAGAUGUACUAAAGAAUCUUAGGGCAGUAGAAUAUCUAAGCAUUUCAAGGUGCGAUGAACUCACAUACUUAUGGGAAUCAGAAGAUGAAGCAUGCAAGAUUCUUCGAAAUUUGCAGGAAUUGGAAGUAGAGAAGUGUAAGAACUUGGUAAGAUUGGAAGAGAAAAAAGUAGAUUUGAUGAUACGCAUGGAAUCUCUUAGAAAUGUAAGUCUUCAUGGUUGUGAGAGAUUGGAGAAUUACCAUUGUGGUUCUGAUAGUAUUGAGAGGCUGUGGAUAUCUGGUUGCGGUUCAAUGAAAUCAUUGACCUUCCCAGCAAGGGAUGAUCAAGACUUGCCACCCACUUUGAAGAGUCUUGGAAUUUGUGUAUGGAAGAAUGGGGAUGUGAAUUGGUUCCUUAGCCACUUCUUGUCAUCACUUACAUCUCUUCGCUUAACUACACUUCCAAAUUUGAGGUUCUUACCAGAAGGAUGCUUACUUCAUCUCACAAAGCUGAGUAUUAGUAAAUGUGAAAACAUUGAAUCCAUUCCAGAGAGAGGUUAUGGUUUUCUUCCCCAUCUUUGUUUAAGAUAUCUUUUGAUCCAUAACUGUGAGAAUAUAAAGUCAUUUCCACAUGAGCAAUUGCCACGUCUCGUAUCUUUGGAAGAGAUGUAUAUAGAGAAUUGUCCAAGCAUGGACAACUCCUUUCCUUGUGGUUUAUGGCCGCCUAAUUUACAUAAGCUGGUAAUAGGAGGAUUAAAGAAGCCGAUGUCAGAGUGGGGGGUGCAGAAUUUCCCGAACUCUCUUGUUAGUUUGUCGUUACAUGGUGAAAAUUCAGGAGUGGUUUCAUUUGCAAAUACUUCAUCAUCAUCAUCAAUGUUUCUACUACCAUCAUCUCUAACUUAUCUAUUCAUGGGAGAUUUUAAGGAAUUGGAAACAAUUUCAAGUGGAAUGCAACACCUCACCUCCCUUGAAAUACUAUCUAUUUGGAAAUGUCGGAGGCUAAGAGAUUUACCAGAGACAUUACUCCCUUCACUUUCAAGUUUGCAAGUGUUAUUUCCUUCCCAUGAACUGAGAAAAAAGUGUAGUAACGCUAGAAGAAGAAAAGGAAAAUACUACUCCAUAAUCUCUCAAAUCCCUUACCUUGAAACCCAAGAGUCUCGGAUGAGGAGAGAGCGAAGCUCAGAUAGUAAGUUGUUCUUUUGGAGGCGGGAUUAGUGAUGACGGUUUUACUUUCAAUAGAAAAAAACAUAAUAAUAAUACUCUGUAUCAAUUAGUGGGUUUAAUUUUGUUAAUUCUUUUUUGUUUUUGUUUGAAAUUAAGUUUACUUGUAAUGAGUUGUAUUUGAUUUAGCUUGAAAUGACUUUGUUUUUAGUUU
Molecule: messenger RNA, 4156 nt
Organism: Erigeron canadensis
Lineage: Eukaryota; Viridiplantae; Streptophyta; Magnoliopsida; Asterales; Asteraceae
Product: putative disease resistance RPP13-like protein 1
Exons: 1
Coding region: 1-3996 (1331 amino acids)
Biological process (GO): defense response to other organism
Molecular function (GO): ADP binding
Source: RefSeq, a predicted model, not a curated record